Rhopalosiphum maidis (corn leaf aphid) is the source of this 2670-nucleotide messenger RNA. RefSeq names its product homeobox protein vnd-like. Gene Ontology annotation, molecular function: RNA polymerase II cis-regulatory region sequence-specific DNA binding; DNA-binding transcription factor activity, RNA polymerase II-specific. Lineage: Eukaryota; Metazoa; Arthropoda; Insecta; Hemiptera; Aphididae. Gene Ontology annotation, biological process: cell differentiation; regulation of transcription by RNA polymerase II. Gene Ontology annotation, cellular component: nucleus. The record is from RefSeq and is a predicted model, not a curated record.
ACCGCCUUCGCGGCCGUCGUCGUCGGCGUGGCGUUUCCAAUCGGUCGUUCAGUGCGUCGUUCGGCCGCACAGCGACAAACGCGCGUAGUGUGUUCGACAUAAAUCGAUCGAUUUAUAGAUCGGUAAACACAGGAAUAGAGACGGACACCACCCGACCGGCCGAUAACCGCAAACACGACAACGGUUCGAUCGCCACACGCCACUAAUCCCGAACCGCCGACAUGUACCACGCGCACCACGAGCACGACGUAUUGACCGGAGCCGACCCGAUGGUCUUACAGCAGCACCACCACCAUCACCAGGACCAUCACGGGACCACGUUUAUGCCGAUCAUGAACGAUCAACAGCAGCAGCAGCAACAACAACAACAACAUAAUAACCAUCAACACCACCAUCACCAUCACCUGCAGCAGCAACAGCAACAGCAGCAGGACCAACAGCAUCACGAAGAUCACAUAAUUCUACAGCAACAACAACUACAACACCACCACCACCACCACAUCGAACCCACCGAUUCGGCCGGUGCCCUGGUCCCUUUCGGCCCGCAGGAAUCUGUAGGCGGAGGCGGUGGCGGAACUCAAACGGUCGGAGCCUACGAGACCAGCUGUUGGCAGAUACUUCCACCGGAUUACCCGUACGACGACGACCUGAGAUACGACAGGCUUUUGGACAGUAUAAAAAUGCCGAGCAGCCAAACACGACCUUCAGGUUUCCACAUAUGCGACAUAUUGGACUUGAACGAUGGCAAAGUCAAUUCCACUGAUAACACAAACACACCUCUGAGUUCCCAUAUCAACGCUCCGGACGUGCACAACGUAAGCACCGGCUUCCAGUUCCCUAGCGUUCUGCAAUCAUCUACCGAGCUGUUACACCAUUGGCCCACGUCGCUCACCGAACUCCGAGGAUUCGGAAUGAACCAUCACGGUGCCCAGCAAGCCAGCCCAGACAGCACGUCUCCCGGUGUGACAGACCUGACGGACACGUCAAGCACGCCCAGCGGAUUGGCGGCCGACACUUCGAACGUGAACGCGAACGUCAGUGCGGGUGGCGGGCCCGGUUCCGUAACGGGCGCCGGCGCCAAGGAUGAACCGUCCGAAGCGGACGGCGACGAUAUGGAUGACGAUUUCGAGGAAGAAUCGGGCGGCGGGGGCGGCGAACAGGACCGGUCCGGUUCGUCCGGCGCUGGCGGUCACCCAUCCGACGUCAGCGGCGGCGGUGGCGGAGCCGGCGCGGUGCACAAAAAACGCAAGCGUCGCGUCCUGUUCAGCAAGGCCCAGACGUACGAGCUGGAGCGCAGGUUCCGGCAACAGCGGUACCUGUCGGCUCCCGAACGCGAACACUUGGCCUCGAUCAUCCGGCUGACUCCUACGCAGGUGAAAAUCUGGUUCCAGAAUCACAGGUACAAGACGAAACGGGCGCAACAGGAGAAAGGCAUGCACGUGGACCAUCACGCGGCGGCCGCGGCCAACGCUCUGUCCUCGCCCAGGCGGGUCGCCGUGCCCGUGCUGGUCCGGGACGGCAAGCCGUGCACCAACCAGCAGCCCGGUGCCGGCGGCAAGGCCGAACAGAUGGUGUUGCCGUCGUACUCGCAUCCGCUGAUGCACGGCCAGACGCCCAGAACGUGGUGGUAGUUGUGCGACCACGACCGCGGUAUAAUGUUAUAGUGUGUGGUCAUCGCGACGGCCAGUAUUGUCUUCCUAUGUAAUAAAAAUAAUAAUAAUAAUGAUAAUAAUAUAUGUACCUAACGUAUAAAUAUAUAAUUAUGUGUACAGCGCAUAAUACAAUAUAUAUAUAUAUAUACUAUAUACCCGUCGAAAAAAUUAAAAAAACGUAUAACUUCCGACCGCCGCGCCGUUAUGUCAUAAUUUAAUAUUAUUGUUGUGUAAAAUAUUCGAGUACGUGAAUUCGACCUACGUUUUCACGGUAUCCGAUGAGAAUAAAACAAAAAAAAAAUAAUUGAUUUACUCGAUAAAUCGUCCUAUAUAAAUUUAUAUUAUACUCGACAUAUAUAUGAUGUACAUAUUAUAUACCUCAAUUAUAAUAAUAAAAAAAUAAGAAUAAUAAUUGUAAUAAUAAUAUUAUGUGGCAUUAAAGUGUUAAAAUAGAUUUUUUCGGUCCCUCGUCAGCGCGGUAUCGUUCGAAUGUUGGCGAUCACACGCCGCGCUACGACUGUGUCCCCCUUCCCUCGUUUUGAUAAAACAAUUAUGUAUUUAUAAGUAAUUAUAUUAUAUUAUUAUUAUUAACGAUAUUUUAUCGAUCGGAAAUACAGUAGAUAGUAUAGCGUACGCAUGUAUAUGUAUAUUAAUAAUAUUAUUCGGAAGUAACUAAUACAUUUUAUAAAAUGUCCAUUUGUAAAAAAAGUUUUAAAAAAAUUAGGCUAAUUGUAUUAUCAUUAAAUAUUAUUAUUUAUUUAUUUAUUUAUUAUUAUUAUUAUUAUAUUACUUAAAUAAGAGUUUAAAGAAACAAAAGACUAGUCAUUACGUGUAUUUUAUUUGUUUAUAUAUUUUUAUUGUUAGAACGUUAUAUUAUACGCACCGACGGGUUGCAUAUUGUAAUUUUUGUAAUUUUCAAGUUGUACAUAAAAUUAAAAUCGAAAAACAUAUUAUGUUUGUUGAAUAAUGUUAUUCGAAAUACGAGACAAAAUGUAUGACAAAUUUACUUGAUCAUUAU